Molecule: messenger RNA, 2060 nt
Organism: Xenopus laevis (African clawed frog)
Lineage: Eukaryota; Metazoa; Chordata; Amphibia; Anura; Pipidae
Gene: gfod1.L
Product: glucose-fructose oxidoreductase domain-containing protein 1
Exons: 2
Coding region: 497-1669 (390 amino acids)
Molecular function (GO): nucleotide binding
Source: RefSeq, a predicted model, not a curated record
AGGCAACAGUUAAACACAACCCUAGCCAAUGGGAGCCAAUGGGAUUGCAAGUAGCAGAGAGGGCGUUGCAGGAAAAGACAUCCCCUCCACAUUAGGUGACAGCAGCUGGCUCCUCCCCCUGCCAGUACGAAGCGCCUGUGAUGAUGACAGAGAAAAGCUAACACGGAGCCAGAGCUGCACCAUCCUCUCUUUCAUUCCGGGAGCUGCUCCCAAGCUUCCUACAAACACGCGCACUUGUGUUAUUGGGAGCAGCUUUAUCCAGCCUCUUUUUUGUUUCAUCCUUUCCGACAUUGCGUUGUAGUUUCCCAAGAGGAAGUGGUGGAUCCUGGCAUGAGCUGGGCAUGGAGGGCAGAGAUGGGGAUGUGGCCCCUCCAUUCUGAGAGGUGAGGGGAGCAAGAAGAAGGGUUUGCAUUUGUAUUAGGACUUCCUUUCUGUAUAGUGCACGCGGCUGCAGCACCCAGCUCCCGUCUGUUCCCUGUCAGGGCUCUGCUCAGCUAUGCUGCCCGGGGUAGGGGUCUUCGGCACAAGCCUGACAUCGAGGGUGAUUAUUCCGCUGCUGAAGGACGAGGGCUUCUCGGUGAAGGCGCUAUGGGGAAGGACACAGGAGGAAGCCGAGGAGCUGGCUAAGGAGAUGAGUGUCCCUUUCUACACUAACCGCAUCGACGACGUUUUGUUGCACCAGGACGUGGAUCUGGUUUGCAUCAACCUGCCACCUCCUCUCACCAAGCAGAUCGCUGUGAAAACCCUGGGCAUUGGGAAAAAUGUUAUUUGUGACCGAACAGCUACCCCAUUGGAUGCUUUUAGAAUGAUGUCAGCUGCACACUACUACCCCAAGCUGAUGAGCAUCAUGGGAAAUGUCUUACGGUUUCUUCCUGCUUUUGUGAAGAUGAAGCAGCUAAUACAGGAAGGCUAUGUAGGCGACCUUCAAGUGUGUGAGGUUCAGGUCCACAGUGGAAGUCUUCUGGGAAAGAAGUACAACUGGAGUUGUGAUGAUCUCAUGGGUGGAGGUGGUCUGCACUCCGUAGGGAGCUACAUCAUUGACUUGCUGACUUUCUUAACCAGUCAAAAAGCUGUGAAAGUUCACGGACUCCUGAAGACCUUUGUGAAGCAGACAGAUCAUAUAAAAGGUAUACGUCAGAUUACCAGCGAUGAUUUUUGUACAUUUCAAAUGGUGCUAGAAGGAGGAGUGUGCUGCACUGUCACUCUUAACUUCAAUGUCCCCGGCGAGUUCAAGCAAGAUGUCAUUGUUGUAGGCUCAGCUGGUCGACUCAUUGUAACAGGGAUAGACCUUUAUGGACAAAGAAACAGCUCCUCUGACCGUGAACUGCUUUUAAAAGACUCAACCCCUGUCAGCAACUCUCUUUUACCCGAAAAGGCAUUUAGUGACAUUCCAUCCCCAUAUCUUAGAGGAACUAUUAAAUUGGUACAGGCCGUGCGCCAGGCAUUUCAAGACCAGGAUGACAGGAGAACAUGGGAUGGUAGGCCGCUGACCAUGGCUGCCACAUUCGAUGACUGUCUGUAUGCUUUAUGCGUAGUUGACACCAUUAAAAAAUCUAAUCAGAUUGGUGAAUGGCAGAAUAUUGUGAUAAUGACUGAAGAACCUGAACUGAGUCCUGCCUAUUUAAUUAGCGAAGCAAUGCGCAGAAGCAGAAUGUCUUUGUAUUGUUAGCUUAGAAAUCGCUUGAACUUAGAAUAUGGAUUUUAAGGCACUUAAAAACAAACUUGUGCCAGGGUGAAUGAUGCAGCUUUGUGACGCAAUGCAUUUAUCUUGGAUUCAUUGCUGUUUCCAGAAAGAAACAAAUCCUUCUCUGUCCAUAUCAGAUAAAACUGUGAACUUGUAUGAGAAUGUAUUUUUUGGUUGGGUUGGUACACAAAAAAGAAAUUAUAUUAUUUUGUCUUGUGUAUUGAAAACAAACGGGUUAUCACUGAACAUGUCUACAUUUCUGUACAGGAUGCUUGUAUAAAAACUUUGCAAAAUGUGAAUGUUACUGUCACUGGAUUGUAUUAUGAAACCUGUACUGAACAUUUACCUGAGAUGUUAAAUGAGAUAUGAAACAAGU